AUGCUGCUUGUCGUUUGUUCUUUCCAUUUGAGAAACGCGGUUUGCGAGUGUAGAGGUGACGCUUCAAACACUGUACGAGUAAAGUGGAUAAGUUACGCCUCCGAAGUGCCCAGCGUGCGCUCAGUGCCCAGCGGGACGACUGCGGUGCCAGCCGUGCUCUUCCCUCAGGCACCCGCGCUCUCACGGAGACUGCGCUCGGCGUCCGCGCAGCGAGACGUGCCUCACGGGGCAGCACAUGUGGAGACGCAGCAUUCGAGUGCCUCGGAGGGCGGUUCCUAUUCGGCAACAGUCAGUCAGGGCUAUGUUUUACCAGAAGGAAAAAUCAUGCCAAACACAGUCUUCGUUGGUGGAAUUGACAUAAGGAUGAACGAAGCAGAAAUUCGGAGUGUCUUUGAACAAUAUGGUACUGUGAAGGAGGUGAAGGUCAUUACUGACAGAACUGGUGUUUCGAAGGGGUACGGGUUUGUGUCUUUCCUGGACAACGUGGAUGUUCAAAAGAUAGUUGAGUCACAAAUCAACUUCCAUGGUAAAAAGCUGAAACUGGGGCCAGCAAUCAGAAAACAACAAAACUUAAAUUCCUCUGUGCAGCCCAGACAAUUAGUUCUUGGUCCUCCUGCACCACAGUUCCAGAGUGUAUGGAGUAGUCAGACUGUGGAGACGUAUGUGCAGCCUCCAGCUGUCGUGAACCCAGUAACACCCUAUGUUCAGCCUUAUCCGUACAAUUCAUCACCAGCUGUACUGGUAAAGCCGCAAGUUCCUGUAGGGUAUCAACCAGCUUACAACUAUCAGGCUCAACCACAGUGGCUUCCUGGGGAGCCAAGAAAUUACGUAAUGCCUCCUCCAACUCCGAUGUAUACUUCAGUGAACUGUCAUGGCACUGAGGAUCCAGGACUUCUGCAGUUGGAAUGUGCUGUUCCAGAGCCUACGCAGUUGCCUAGCAGCCCGCAAAAAAAGUCUGUGGACAGGGGCAUGCAAACAGUAUUAUCCUGUCUGUCUAAUCCUGAGAACCAGCUGACAAAUGACUUUGUAGCACAAGAAAACAAUGUGAAGGAGAGUAAGACAUACCACUUCAGAAAAGGAAAGACAGUACACAAAAGUGUUUGA
This is a messenger RNA of Sturnus vulgaris (Common starling), 1104 nucleotides long. The record is from RefSeq and is a predicted model, not a curated record. Lineage: Eukaryota; Metazoa; Chordata; Aves; Passeriformes; Sturnidae.